Messenger RNA from Parastagonospora nodorum SN15, 783 nucleotides. RefSeq lists its product as hypothetical. The coding region runs from base 1 to 783 and encodes 260 amino acids. The record is from RefSeq and is a predicted model, not a curated record. The transcript has a single exon. Lineage: Eukaryota; Fungi; Ascomycota; Dothideomycetes; Pleosporales; Phaeosphaeriaceae.
AUGGCCCUCCCACGAGAACUUCGCGACAUCGUCUACACCCAUCUCAUCGAUUCCCUCCCGAAAGUCAUCAACGUCAGCGCCGACCGCAUCCUCACAGAGUCCUUCCCUCCGCCCACCCAAUCCAUCAUCGGCGGCUCCACCACCGACGGCCUCGUCACAUUCCUCCCGAGCCUGGCCUACACCACCUCCGCCAUCUACCACGAAUUUGUGCCCGCCUACCUGCGCCGUAUCUAUCUCAACAUCGGCACCACGUCAGACUUUCUCUACCUCGAGAACUUCUUCGAAACGCUGCCCGCGGGCGAUGGCUGGGACAAGAUUGCCAAUCUGACGAUGCUGAACUUCGCGAGUGUGGCGCGCACACCGGGACGCGCGACGGAGGUCAUGGACACGAUUCUGCAGGCGACGAAAUUGAAGGUCCUGGUGCUGAGUUUCGCGCUGAGCGACUUCUUCGUUCCGCCCGACUGGCCGCACCCGCCUACGACCCGGAAUGAAGCGAUGGAGUUACAGAGAAAUCCGCCGAAGACGGUGGAUGCGGAAUACAUGAUUCGUGAGUACCAAUUUGAUAGGCUUUUUGGGAUUAGCGAGCUGGAGAGGCUGGUGGUCAAGGUUGAGCAUGGGUUCUUUGAGCAGACGCCGAGGUCGGUUGGGGUAUUGGGGGAUCUGAGAGAGGCGCUGAUGAGGGGGUUGAGGGAGGGGGAGGGUGUCACAGAGGUCACGGCGGUGGAGCUGGAUGUUAUGAGGCCGGGCAUCAGUGCGUUCAUCCUGAGGUUGAGGAGGGAGUGA